GGCGCGCACGACGCGCCCGAGAACACGCUGGCGGCCAUCCGACAGGCAGCUGAGAAUGGAGCAACGGGUGUUGAGUUGGAUCUUGAAUUUACUGCAGAUGGUGUUCCCAUUCUAAUGCAUGACGAAACAGUAGAAAGGACAACUGAUGGGUCUGGAAGAUUGUGUGACUUGACUUUUGAUGAAGUUAGGAGGCUUAAUGCAUCAGCAAAACAUAGGCUAUGGAACAAAUUCCAGGGUGAAAAGGUACCAACUCUGAGAGAAGCUGUUGUGGAGUCUAUGCAUCACAAUCUUAUCAUCUACUUCGAUGUCAAAGGCCAUGCAAAUCAGGCAGUUGGCGCCCUAAAACAGCUCUACCUGGAAUUUCCACGUUUGUAUAACAACAGCAUUGUCUGUUCUUUCAUGCCAGAUGUUGUUUAUAAGAUGAGACAAGCUGACAGAAAUGUGGUAACAGCACUAACACACAGGCCUUGGCAUCUGAGCCAUUUUGGAGAUGGGACACCCCGUUUCAAUUCCUCCUGGAAACAUUAUUUGUAUAUGAUGAUGGAUGUCAUUCUAGAUUGGAGCCUACACAGUUUCUUGUGGCGAUUGUGUGGGGUUUCAGCAUUCCUCAUACAGAAAAAUUUUGUUUCUCAAGAGUAUGUGAGGCAGUGGUCUUCAAAAGGAAUUCAGGUGGUUGCCUGGACAGUGAACACAUUUGCAGAAAAAAGCUACUACGAAAGCGUCCUUGUAUCCAGCUACAUCACAGACAGCUUGGUGGAAGACUGUGAUCCUCAUUACUAGACCUGUGCCUGGUAGACAUCAACCUCAGUAAGCUGUCUCACUCGGGCAGGUCUGAAUUCACAAUGAGCAGGUAUCCACUGGUCCAGACAGCACCUCUAAUGAUAGUUCUGGGAAAAGAGCAGUACUGUACUUCUGCUGUAUGGUCAGAUCUCAAAUGCAGAAAAGCCCUGUCUUACAACACUUGGCAAAGCUGAGGUACAGCCAUUUGCAGUCUGAGGGGAUCAUACUGUAACAUAAAAGGAUCAGGUUUGACAAGCUAAUGGGGCAGCUCCCUGUUGUGUAGGUUGCCUUAAUUCUCCCACUGUUCCUUUGCUUCGUUUAAAUUUUGGUUAUAAAGUCAUAUCAACAAAUUUUUAGUAUCAAAAUUUAAAGUUGUACUGUACCUUGACUUUAGUAAUUUAGUUUGUUCUAUGACUGUAUAAUAAUCUGAGAUUGAUUUAUGGCAUCUUAAAAACAUCUACAUUACUGUUCUCAAAACAGAACCUGAAAAUAACGGUGCCAAAAUAGCAGGUGAGUAUAUUUCCCUCCUACUACAUGGAAAGAUGCCUGUGCUGCAUCUUGACAAGGAAAAGAAAGCCAGCUUUUCCAUGUUCAAUGUGAAGACUAUGAUAAUUAAUGAAUAAAACUUGAGUAUCUUGCCUUCCAGACUUUUUUAAAAAAACAAGGGAGGAUAGAUUAUUUCUUCUAAUGAUACAGCACAUGAAUGUAUUUAUUUUUAAAAGAAAGCUAUAUAUUGAGUGCUGGUAGAGGUAGAACAAACAGAGCUGAAAUGUCUUUUUACUUUGCCUAUUGUUUGCAUGACUGAAGGGCACUCACAAGGGUAUGUGGGAAACUGUAAUCCAGAUUUAACUUGAAAUCAAGUCUGCAGUUUAAUAAACAAUAUCUGUCAGCUCAUGGCUAGGGUAUUCUUUAUCAGCUGCGCACAAGUAGAUUGAUGUGGAAUGUCAAAAAGAGUGCAGGUUGCUUGCUAUUUUUUUUCUGAUGGGUAAAACACCCAGGUGUUCUCAUCACAGCUACCAUCAAUGGGCCAUGAACCAUUUUGGCUCUGCUCUGGAAGGAGUGGGCAGUAGACACAACGGUCAAGGAUUAGAAAGAGCAGAAAACUCAUGUGGAGCCAGCCCUAACACCAAUUAGACUACCUUUUCUUAAUGGCCAAUACAUGGAACUACUAAAUUUAAUAAUUUCAUUUCAGAAGAAUGUGAUACUAAUUCCAACAGAAAUGAGGAAUUUGAACAUUUAGCUGAUUGGUUACUGGCUGCAGGUUAUUCAGGCAUCAUCUCACCAGGUAUCUUAGACCGUGCACUGUAGCGAUUGGUAUGUCUGACCAGGAAGUGUCACCAUGUUUUGCUAAGGUAGUGCCUUGUGCUGCCUCAGUGGUGUUGGAUUCAUUGUUUCCUUGUUUGGGUGUUGCUGUGUUUCAGGAGCAUGCUGCACCCUACCCUGGUGCUCCCUUCAGGGGUGCUAGGGGAAACGGAUUAGCACGCUGCAUGGACGGGUGCUGUCUGGUGUGGUGCUGUGGAUGUAACUGCUCUUGAUAGUAUGCCUCACAGUUAGAAUUGGUUCUCAUUCACAGAGCCAACCAAGAUUUUAAAGAAACUUCUAUAAAAGAUGCAAAAGGUAGUAAUA
Messenger RNA from Athene cunicularia (burrowing owl), 2406 nucleotides. RefSeq names its product glycerophosphodiester phosphodiesterase 1 (gene GDE1). The record is from RefSeq and is a predicted model, not a curated record. Bases 115 to 780 code for a protein of 221 amino acids. Gene Ontology annotation, biological process: lipid metabolic process. NCBI's taxonomy places the organism in Eukaryota, Metazoa, Chordata, Aves, Strigiformes, Strigidae. Gene Ontology annotation, molecular function: phosphoric diester hydrolase activity. The transcript is spliced from 6 exons.